AUGUUCUACGCUCCAACCCGUGCGGGAAACCGCGGUGGGCAGGGUCUCUUUAAAUGGGAGGACGUCAAGGACGAUAAGUAUCGGGAGAAUUACCUUGGGCAUUCUCUGAACGCUCCAGUCGGCCGCUGGCAGAAGAAUAAAGAUCUUACUUGGUACGCCAAAGAAGAAGGGGACGUCAACCCAGCCAAUUCGGACGAAGCCUUGGCUGCCGAACUUGCUGAAAUCAAGCGAAAUGAGACGGAGGCUCUUGCCGAAGCGCUAGGUUAUUCUUCAGGCGCCAAGCGGCGGGAUCCGAACGCUGUUAGUCGAUCCGAAAUCAAGCGACUCGUGAAGAUGGAUAUCGAGGACGAUGACGUUGAGAGGGAGGUACCGCGGCCGCCUGAGGAGGAGGUGUUGGGAUUGGGCUUUAAUAGCACAAAGUCAAAGAUGGCAGCAGCAGGAGUCGGCUUCAACGGCGCAAAUGAGGACGAUGAUUCGGCGGCUGCGUACUUCUCUUCGGCCCGCCCUGGCCCUGCCGAGGCCACGAAAGCGACCGGCACCAGUGAAUCGAUACCUAAGAAAUUGUCGGGAGCGCAUAGCGAAUCGACAGAAUAUGGCACGGACAAAUCGGCCAAGAAAGCGCAUAAAGAAAAAGAAAAGAAGGAGAAGAAAAGAGAAAGGGAAAAAGAAAAGGAGGAUAAGAAGAAGGAAAAGGAACUGAAAAAGAAGGAGAAGAAGGACAAAAAGGAGAAAGCGAAAGUCACGAAACCGAGGGGAACUUGGUCCACCUUGGCGAGCUCCGCCCGAUUCCCCUUCAAGAUCCUCACGCGCGCCAGGGGGAAGAGGAACGUGGCGACUUCCCGCGCCACUUGA
Messenger RNA from Fimicolochytrium jonesii, 852 nucleotides. RefSeq names its product kinase phosphorylation protein-domain-containing protein. NCBI's taxonomy places the organism in Eukaryota, Fungi, Chytridiomycota, Chytridiomycetes, Spizellomycetales, Powellomycetaceae. The record is from RefSeq and is a predicted model, not a curated record. The transcript has 5 exons. Bases 1 to 852 code for a protein of 283 amino acids.